Aspergillus glaucus CBS 516.65 is the source of this 606-nucleotide messenger RNA. RefSeq lists its product as uncharacterized. The transcript is spliced from 5 exons. The record is from RefSeq and is a predicted model, not a curated record. Lineage: Eukaryota; Fungi; Ascomycota; Eurotiomycetes; Eurotiales; Aspergillaceae. The coding region runs from base 1 to 606 and encodes 201 amino acids.
AUGGCAAUAGUGAGGUCGAUUUACCGGGGUCCAGUUAUCAUUAUUGGCGGCGCGGGCUCUCUGCAUUACAAGAACGGCGUGCAGCUGUGUGAUGAUGAAGGAUUCGCGUUCAAGCACUGGUACACAUGGCCCUAUGUCCAUAUGGAAUACAUGGCAACCCGCAUGUUCGACCACGGACAGAUGGGAUUUGGUUACUUCAUCCGACUUUUCAAAUGGGCGAAGUCAAAUCGCGAGAAUCCGGGCUGGUUCUCGUGGCUCUCCAGACCCUGGGCAAAUCUGCUCCUGUGGAAAGCCAAACAAAUACUGACUAACCCGGACACCGUCGGGUUAAUUUUUUGCUCUCGUGUGACUCUGUCCAUGUGGGAAGGUGUCAAGGAUAUCCAGUGGUCUUUCCUAUCGCCCCCUUGGCAGCUACGUGAUAAAGGUCUUCGAACCGGGAAAUACGAGGUCCUCGUGGACGACUCUGCCGGAUCCGCCGAGCCUGCUAUCAAUAACGGAAUCUACAACGAGGAUAUGGCAGUAGCCAUUGUGGACGAGGUUGAGAACAAGAAGCUGACUCACAAGCAUUGGACCUGUACCGGGCCGGUGGGACUAAAGGAGUGGUGA